AUGGCGGGCACAGCAUGGUAUACCCUGGGUGUAGCCUUCUUUGCUGCCAUCGGCACGUUUCUAUUCGGGUUUGAUACCGGCAUCGCAACCACCACGAUCGCCCACCAAAGCUGGAUUGACUAUAUGAACAAGCCCUCAAAGGGCUUGACCGGCGCAGUUGUCGCCGUCUAUAUUGCCGGCGAGGCUGGCGGAGCAUUGACCCAAACAAUAAUCGGCGACAAACUCGGUCGCCUACGCUUCAUGCAGCUGAUGUGUAUCAUCGUCACGGCAGGAACCGUCAUCCAGACCGCCGCUCAGAAUAUCGGCAUGUUUCUUGCUGGUCGAGUGCUCGCCGGCUAUGCUGUUGGUGGCAUGGUUGCCACGGUUCCCAUCUACCUCAGCGAGAUCUCUGCUCCUCACAAUCGUGGCCUCGUUGGCGGCGUUUCAGGCUGCGGCAUUUCCCUAGGCACAAUGGCCUCGAAUUGGGUGGGUGCUGCGUGUUCGUAUGCCCCCUACGGGCCCACGCAAUGGCGACUGCCUCUCGGCAUCCAGAUCCCCUGGGGUAUCAUCAUGUUCAUCGGUCUGGUGACCUUCAUGCCCCACUCUCCUCGACAGUUGGUCCGCAGCGGCAAGAUCGAUGAGGCUCGUCGUCAGUUCAUGAGGGUGCGGCGCGACCUCGACGGGCCCCAGGUGCAUGAGGAAUUCAUCCACAUGCGGAGCCAGAUCGAAUUCGAAAUGCAGCGGGAGAUCAAGUCGCUGAAAGAGGUGUUCAAGCUCUUUAGACAUCGUGCGCUGGUAUCUGUCGCAGUCCAGACCAUGACCAGCCUGACGGGUGUAAAUGUCAUUCAGUACUAUCAAACAAUCCUGUUCAAAUCUCUCGGAAUCAGCAGCCACAUGAUCCUCAUCCUCGCCGCCAUCUACGGCACCAUUGCAUUCACUUCGAAUGUCCUCACCACCAGAUUCCUCGCUGACCAGUGGGGUCGUCGCAAAAUGAUGCUCACCGGCUUGACCGGCAUCAUCAUCAUCGAGAUCUACGCGGCCGUCAUGCAGCGCAAAUUCCAGAACACCGACAACAAAGUCGGCAAAGGCUUCGCUGUCUUGGGCAUCUAUCUCUUCGUCGUGACAUAUUACGGCAUGCUUAACAGCACAACAUGGCUCUACGGCGCCGAAGUCCUCCCUAUCGCUCUGCGGUCUAAAGUCAUGGGUCUCGCAGCGGCAUCACACUUUAUCGUCAAUGUUGCUAUCACCGAAGCCGGGCCCAGCGCGUUCGCCAACAUCCAUGAAAGCUAUUACUACGUCUUUGUGGGAUGUUCGAUUUUCUUCUUGGUCAUUGCGUAUUUUUAUUUCCCGGAAACGAAGCAAAAGUCCCUCGAAGAAAUCGCCGCUGCGUUCGGCGAUAAAGUCGUGCUCGUGGAUGAGACUACGCUGGCCGUCGAGGAGGCUGUGAUGGAAGCGGAAGACAAGGCCGGUGAAAUGCAGGUGGAGAUGGCUGCUGUUGGGAAUAAGGUCUGA
Molecule: messenger RNA, 1491 nt
Organism: Capronia coronata CBS 617.96
Lineage: Eukaryota; Fungi; Ascomycota; Eurotiomycetes; Chaetothyriales; Herpotrichiellaceae
Exons: 12
Coding region: 1-1491 (496 amino acids)
Biological process (GO): carbohydrate transport; transmembrane transport
Cellular component (GO): membrane
Molecular function (GO): carbohydrate:proton symporter activity
Source: RefSeq, a predicted model, not a curated record